AUGAUAGGGUCAAGGGCUUUGUUCCCCCAGGGACCAAGUUUCUCGGAGGAGGACUUCUCGACUAAAGACUUCAUCACAAGGGACUUUGUAGAUGAGUUGGCAGAAAGCGCUAUUCCGGUCAAUCGUCGGUCUGUGCCCGCUGUCCAAGCAGCGUUCGACCCGAAACCCUUGAUCAGGACUUUUGAGAAUGCGUUGGCACAGUUGGGAUCCCUUUCCGAGAAGCUAGAAGAGGAAGAGUCGGGUCUACAGGCCGAGGUGCGACGAGCCGAGUCUCAACACGAUCGAACUCUCGAUGUCCUCGGCCGCAAGCUCGACGAGUCGAUGAAACAAUUUGAAGCCCUCGACCUCGCCCUGAACAAUCCGAACGGCGUCAACGGCUAUGACAGGAACGGGCGGAGUGAUGCGGGCGGUAAUAUCGCGGUACAGAUUGGCGAGAACCUCGAGGAGCUAGACAGGAAGCGCAGGAGGGCGCUGGACGCCAACUUCCUAAUACGGUGUUGGAACGAGGUCUACGAGAACGGCCAGCUGACAUCUCUGGAGGAGAUGAAGAGACAGGGCGGUGCGGAGAACAAGGUCCGAUGCGCCACCAUCGCGCGGCAGCUGAUGCGCAUCAGCCAGAGACUGGAUCCUACAUCCUGGGGGCAAGUGAACGGGUACCGGCGCAACGGCGUGACAAAUGGCAUCACGGGGAUCAGCAGAAAACAUAAUACUCGAGAGGUCCUGGAGAAGUACUGCGAGGUCCUAGAGCAGGACCUGCUUGAGCAGUUCAACAGGAGCUACCGGGCCCAGAACUUCCCAGACAUGAUGCAGUGCGCGAAGGUCCUGUACGAUUUCAACGGCGGUUCUAGCGUCAUAGCCACGUUUGUGAACCAGCACGACUUUUUUAUCAACAGGAACCAGCUCCUCGCGGACGAGGUUACGGGCGAUGAUGAGAGCUGGGAACAGCUUGCCGAUCCGGACAAGGAGCCACCAGGAGUCGAGCAGAGUCUACAGUCCCUGGUGGAUGAGGUCAGGGUGAUCAUGCAAGAGGAAUCCUUCAUUAUCAAGCAGGCCUUCCCAUUCGCAGAAACAGUCUUGAUCAAAUUCAUACAGAGAGUUUUUCAACAGUCUAUACAACAGCGGCUCGAGAGAACCCUCGAGAAGGCAGAUUCCGUCUCGUCUCUGGCAUUCCUGCGGACCCUGCACGCGGCGAGAACAUACAUCGGCCAGCUCAUCGAAGACCUCAAGACGCACGGACUGACCGAGCACCCGGAACCUUGCUCGGCGCAAAUAUCCCAGACGCUGGACCAGCAGAUAGACGAGCUGUUUGUUCCAUACCUGGUAGGAAAUUCAUACAUCGACAGGGAGCGCAAGAACCUGGAAGAAUUGUACAGCUCGUUGCUGUUCAAGUACACAAUCUUCCAUUCGAGGCGCAAGAAGGGGCCCACAGGGUUCAUGGCAGCCAUCGCUCAACAGGGCUCCCAGCUUCUGACAUCAGCUAAGGAGGCCUACCUGGAGCGUCUCGACUCCUCUGAUCUUACACCAACGCAGAAGGCCAUGAUGCUGCGAGUUGCUGGGGUUAAGGACAAUAGUGGCGACAAGAACGAAAUCGAGGUCUCCGAGGAGGACGGCGUGCUGAGUGUCCAGGUGGCACAGAGGAUGAUGAAAUGGCUUGCGGAGAGUGUUCGGAGGACUUUGGAACUCGGUUCUCCAUCAGACACUGCCAAGGAUGUCAACAGUCUGCUCAACCUUCUCCUGACCAGCAUGGGCCAGGUCUACGUCGAGACGUCGCUGGACGCCGCUCUCGAUGCAGCGACAUCGCAGGAAAACACCAAAGUCGAGCCUGACCUCGCGUACCUACCUUCCAUUCGGCCAGCGACUACAAUUGCCAACAUCAUGUCACGGUUCAUACACACCGUCAUGAUCAGGCUGGCAGAAGGUAACGCGACGGUGCGUAGGAGCAUGGAGGCCCAGGCAAAGAUGGGCAUGGAGUCGAUAGAGAGAAAGACGAACAAUAUUGUCAAGAGUUCCAUCGACGUUGUGGUUAACUGGGUAUCGAGGGCUUUGGCCACCCAAAAGAAGACGGACUUUAGGAUGAAGGACAACGAGCUCGAGGCUAUGGCCGAGCUUCUGCAGACACCAACAUGCCAGACGAUCUGCAGCUUCCUCAAGCGUGUCUUGACCUUGGCCAAGCAGGCGAUAGACGGCCACAACCUCGAGCUGUUCAGCAGCGAGCUCGCGCUCUCCCUGCACCGCCUUCUAUUUGAGCACUUCAAGAAAUUCUUUGUCAACGCGACAGGCGGCCUGAUGGUGACUAAGGACAUCAACAGGUACGUCUCCACGCUAAAAGAGUGGCCGCUCAGCAACGAUGUCAAGAGCUUCCUCGACCUUCUUCCUGAGAUCGGCUACCUGUUCAUGAUCGGGGCCGAGGCUCUGCGAGAAAAGUCGCGCACCCUGACGACAGGACCCGGGGCGGCGGGUGGAAAGAAGUUAACCAAGGCAGACUUCAAGGCAUUUGUGGCGAAGCGGGAAGACGCCGGGAGUGUGGGUGUGCAGAGUGUGCUUAAUGGACUAUAG
Molecule: messenger RNA, 2556 nt
Organism: Cryphonectria parasitica EP155
Lineage: Eukaryota; Fungi; Ascomycota; Sordariomycetes; Diaporthales; Cryphonectriaceae
Product: exocyst complex component Sec10
Exons: 2
Coding region: 1-2556 (851 amino acids)
Biological process (GO): Golgi to plasma membrane transport; exocytosis
Cellular component (GO): cytoplasm; exocyst
Source: RefSeq, a predicted model, not a curated record